GUUCCGACAGACGACGGAAUACAAAAAUCCUUAUCGGCACCGGUUCUAGCACGACUUGGAUACCCGCUCGGAGCGAUGUCCGUACUAUCUUUCGUCAAGCUUUCUUACAAUUCUUGCUUCAGUUACUCCUCCCUCUCCUCCUCUCCUGAUUCUUCUUUUCGGCGGAUAUUUACAAUAAUGCCACUCCAUCUCUCAUCCACCCCCUACCUCUGUCCAUCGUCUAUCUCAUUCUCUUCAAGUCUUUCCACCCUCCCAAAGCGGGUAUUUACCAAAAUGCCAUCGCGUUCGAGAUUUCCAAAAAUAUUUGCAUUCUCAAGCAAUGAUAUAAAGGUGGGUUCGAAUAUUGAAGUUGACGGCUCUCCUUGGAGAGUUUUAGAGUUUCUUCAUGUGAAACCUGGAAAAGGGGCGGCAUUUGUGAGGACCAAAAUUCGCAAUUAUAUGACAGGAAACACAGUUGAGAAAACAUUUCGAGCUGGAAGUACGAUAGCCGAAGCUAAUAUAUUCAAGGAAACCAAACAAUACACAUACAAGGACGGUUCUCAGUAUGUCUUCAUGGACCUGUCAACUUAUGAAGAAAGCCGUCUUAACGAGGAAGAUGUGGCUGAUAAGAGAAAAUGGUUGAAAGAGGGCAUGGACUGCACUUUGCUAUUCUGGAAUGGACGGAUUAUCGAUUUUGAGCUUCCCAUCACAGUUAAGCUGGCUGUGGUUGACGUGGAUCCUGGCCUUAAAGGGGACACUGCACAAGGUGGAUCAAAGCCAGCGACUCUCGACACUGGUGCUGUUGUAAAUGUCCCGUUGUUUGUUAACACUGGUGACGAAAUAUUGGUGGAUACAAGAACUGGCCAAUACAUGAGCCGUGCUUGAUUACUCAAAGCUCCUCAUUUCUUUCUUUUCCAA
Magnolia sinica is the source of this 897-nucleotide messenger RNA. RefSeq lists its product as uncharacterized. NCBI's taxonomy places the organism in Eukaryota, Viridiplantae, Streptophyta, Magnoliopsida, Magnoliales, Magnoliaceae. The record is from RefSeq and is a predicted model, not a curated record. The coding region runs from base 76 to 864 and encodes 262 amino acids. The transcript has 7 exons. Gene Ontology annotation, biological process: peptide biosynthetic process; translational elongation. Gene Ontology annotation, cellular component: cytoplasm. Gene Ontology annotation, molecular function: translation elongation factor activity.